Drosophila ananassae is the source of this 6185-nucleotide messenger RNA. RefSeq names its product centrosomal protein cep290 (gene Cep290). The record is from RefSeq and is a predicted model, not a curated record. The coding region runs from base 143 to 6118 and encodes 1991 amino acids. Lineage: Eukaryota; Metazoa; Arthropoda; Insecta; Diptera; Drosophilidae. The transcript is spliced from 13 exons.
UAUUUUUGUUGUGCCCCAGCUGUCAUGACAACCGCUCGAACAAAAAAAAAAAUUGAAAACCAAACUAACGAAUGAAAGUUCAGAGAAAAUUUUUGCUCAUAACGCAAGGAACCGCCGAGGAGCAAGGCCAUGAGCCAUCAGGAUGAGCAUGGAAAUUCCGGAGACCGUAUCGGUGCGUAAGUUUCGCGACUUUUCGUCGCGCCAGAAGCAGGAGCUGUACGAGACGCUCCUCGAGUUGGCUGAAACCAUCGAGGAGUUGCCCAAGAAGUCUUUGCGUAAGACUCUGGAGCUCACCCUCGCCGUUUUGGAGUACAAGGGCGAGCAGGUGCAGAAAUUGCAGGAGCAGUCCGGCGGCGCCUCCAGUGGAGCCUCCAGUGGUCGGCGAUUGCAGGACGAAAAUGAGAAGCUCAAACGAAUGCUGCAGAAGCUGGAGGACGAGAGAGAUGGCCUGAAAACGAAGACCAAGGAGUUGGGCGAGGAAAUCCGUCAGUUGGAGGAGCGAUUGCGGGAGGCAGCCCAGCAUGCGGAGGCCAGCGACAAGGAUUCCUCAGAUCCUCUUUCCGAAUUGGACAAACAGGAACAGCUUCUUCAAAAUAUUGAUUCCAAGAACAAGCACAUCAAGAGGCUACUGAAAGAAAUAGAGACCCUUCAAAACCAGAACAUAGCUCAGUCCAAGACCAUAGUUCUCCAUGAACGAGAGCUCCAGAACAUCAAGGCUAAUCUGGUGCAAUUAAAUCAGGACAUCACCCAAGUGGAGCAUGAUCGAAAGGUCCUGAAGCAGAAAGAGCAGCAGCAGGAUUUGGAGAUCAGCCGCCUGGAAGGCAAUGUCACGUUCCUGGAAGUGGAGCGUGAAAAACAGGAGGUGGAAAUGCGCCAGUUCCUGGACAAAUUUGAGACUAAGACGCUCUCCUGGAGGCAGAUGCUCGAGGAGCGAGAGCAGGAGGUGGAGCGAUUGAAAAAGCAACUGGAGGGCAAGAGCACUACAUCAUUAAUGACCACCACUUCAUCCAGUUGCCAAAGCCAAACUGAAGAGGAGCACAUAAAACUGAGACAUCUCCUUGAAGCCCGUGAGCAGCGGAUAGAAAAGCUAGAGUCAAAGCUCAAAACGAUGGCCGAGGAAAUGGCCACCACAACGAAGGUUAUGAACCAGCUCUGCGCAGAGCGGGAAAGGGCCCAGGACCCUGAGCAACCGCGAGCCUGCUGCCAGUUGAUCGAGGAGCGUCUUCGAGCUGCCAAUACCCGCAUCCAGCAGCUUUCGGAGAUGUUGGAUGCCACAGAACAGGAUAACAUUCUCAAAUCCAAUCAGGCUCUGCAUGCUUUGAGUGCUCUGGAAUCAUAUAAGCGCGGGGAAGAUGGACUGAUUCCAGCUCUGCGGCGUUGCUCGGGUCUGGAGCAAAAAUUGGCGGAGCGGGAUAAGCAAUUGAGAGGCUACAUUCAGGAGCUCAACUCCCUUCACGAAGUGGUUCAGGAAAAUGAGCUACUCCGACGACGUCUCCAUAUUCCUGAUGAUGUGGUGGUGCUGGCCAAAAAUGUGCGUUCUAAACAGCGCAACAAAGACAAGCAGAUAGAGAGGUUAACCCUGAAACUGCGCACCUCGGAGGAACUGCGUCUGCAACUGAAACUGGGCAAGAGUGAACUGAGAAGAAAACUAUUAGAGCUUCAGCAGGGACACUCUCAACCUUUGGACGAAUCCUUCCAGCAACCCAGCGAGUUAGGCGAAGUACCCACUAGUCUUCCUAUAGAGAACUCACCCCGCCGUGGCCAAGGAGAUGGAGCAGCCAGCUCGGAGAUGCAGAAUCGCUUUGAGGAAGUCCUAGCGGAGAAUGAGACUUUACGCUCUGGAAUGUACGAGAUUCUAGAAAAGUUGAGAGAGUACGAUGCCACCUCGGAGCACAUAACCAUUGAUUCAGAUCUUCUGCAUCGUUUGAUGGAGGCUCUUCCCACUGGCACAUCCACUCCCCAACGUCUUCAGGGUCAGCUUCAGGAGUUGAAGGCUCGAGAGGAGGCACUAAGACAACUCCUGCAACAGCAAAACUAUAGUGAUUCUGAAACUGGUGAACUCUCAUCCGUACAGAGCAUGUGCGAUGUACCAGAGAUGCCGGAGGAGCUCGAGGAGGAGCCACCUGCCAUAAAUACAGCCACGCGUCCCAGUUCGCCAACUGAAGCCACCGAGGGGUUGCAGCGACCUGUCAUCAUGGAUUCCGUCUCGGAAACCAAAUCGGAGACCUUAGCCGAGCUCGCCAUUCUUCGGAAGCAUUACGAGGAAUUGCGUCUUCAUAUGUCUGCGGAUGAAAAUGAAUUGAAGAACCGGAAUCAAGAGCUUCACGAUCAAUUGGUUAAUAUGGAACUCCAACUGAAUAAGGAACAGAAUUCUUAUAGUUUCAUGCGCAAGGACUAUGAUCAGUUGCUUACCGAAUCCAGGAAGCAAGAGCUGCGAUUCAUCGAGGAUAGGGCUUCACUGUCCAAGCAACUGGAGCUGCAGCAAAGUGAGUUAUCUAAAACGCGGGAAAAGUUGGAGGAAAUGCAGCGGAGGAACCUGUACACUGCCGAGGAGCAGCAGCAGUUGGCCCAACGGAAUGCCAUUCUCAGUAUGCAACUUGGCCAGGCGGUGGAACAGAUGCUCGGAGAGCUUAAGCAUCCGGAUAUAUGUUCCGAGUACGGCAUAAUAAAGGAUAACUAUCAGCUGGACUAUAUCACAGCUGAGGACUUUGAGAGGCAGCGUCAAGAGCUGUCCAAUUGGAAGAGCAAACAGGCGGAACUUCAACGGGAAACCAAGCAACUGGAAGGACUACUUCAGGUGGCCAAUACACAGAUUCAUUCCCAGCAAAGGCUGCUAAAUGAGAUCACCGAUAAUCACAUAAAUCUGCGACAUCUAGUAGCCGAUCUCCAGAGUACUUCCAACGAGAAGCUAUUGAUAGCCAAGGCUCAAAGGGAUUUGGACAGUGUUAAAGCUGAGUGCUCUCGCUUGGAAAUAGAGCGGGAACAACUUCAGCAAAAGGCAGACUAUCUACAGACCCAACUGGAUAGCACAGAAAAAUCCAUGAAGCAGGCUCACGAGGACUUCCAGCAGGAACUGAGCAAUAGUAAUACUAAGCACAAAUUUCUCCAACACUCGCUAUUUACACUGAAGGACAAAUAUGCCAAAUUUACGCCACUAAUCUUCCUCACCAAUUUCGUGUUCGCCUAUCAAAAGUUCCUACAUCGAUUGGAGGACGAGCAAGUGCAACAAAAACAGAAAGAAGAUCACACUGUGCUGAUCCAAGAGGUAGUGGAAGCUGUGCAGGACAAGAUAGCACCCAACGCGGAGGUCUCCCAGCAACUGGUCAAGCUUAUCAAGUCGGAAACACAAACGAGGCUCCUGGAACAACGAUGUGAGCUUUUGGAGGGGAAGCACGAGGAGCUGCUAAGGGAGUUAAAUGAACUGCGACUUCGUCAGGCCUCAGAAACCGAGCACUGGCAGACCAUUCAGGCCUUGUUCGGUGAAGGAUCUAAUGAAAUUCAACAUAAAGUGGAUGCGGAAACCAACACGGAGGCAACCACUCCCAUUGCAGCCAUUCGAAGAACUGCCCAGUUAAUAGACAGGCAGUCCUCUCCUAUAGGAUCGCCACAUAGACGACAUCCGCACCUGGACACUGCCACUCAGGUGGAUUCGGUGCAACUCAAUGAGACGGCAGUUCAGACAAACGGUAUCCUGAGCCGACAAGACCAAUCAGUCCAAACAGCAGAGAUGCCAGAGGAGAGUCUCAACGAUUCCCGCUCGGAGCUUCAAAAAAUGCAAGCUUCCCUCCAGGAAGCCAACCAACGUAUUGAAGAACUGGGAAAGCAAUUGGAGUCUUCCAAAUCGGAAACCCGAGAAUCGGACAGUCCUCACAGUGGAGUAGUAGAAAAGACUAUACUCUCCUUCCAUUCGCUGCUGUUGGAAAAGGACCAGUCCAUACAGAAGUACCAGGAUCUACUUCAAACCGAGAGGGAUCAGAACCAGCAAGCGAUCAGCAAGCAGGCGGCUGAAAAUGAAUCCCUUAGGACUACAGUUAAUAACCUUAACUUUAACAUCAAAACAAAGGAUGCUGAGAUUAAGGAGCUCAAAGCGAAACUGGAACAGAAACCAAAAGGAGUGGUUCAGCGAACUUCAUCCACGGAGUCCAAUUCCAGUGCCAGUUCGGAGCAUUCCAUUCACGAUCUGACGGACGAGAAGAUCGAGGAACUUUUCGAGAGCAGCUCCGGGGACAGACCUCCAGAGGAAGAGGAGCAGGUCGAGGAGGAAGAGGAUGGAGGGACAGUAGUGGUGAAUGCGCCGCCAGUCAUUGAAGAACCCGAAGGUGAGCAGGAAAAACAGGACACCGAGGAGCUCAAGGAAGUGCCCACGCUGCACAAGCAGAUUAAGGAUCUCAAAGACAAGCUGGAAUAUUCGGAAAAGAAUCUGAAAACGAGAGAAGAGGAGAUCGAAAUAUUAAAAGAGAAGUUAAGACUUUGCCAAGAGCGUGAGAAAACAGUGGAAACUCAUGUAAGUCCGGAGCUGGACCAACUGCGUGCCUUUUUGGAUGAGAAAGACAAGCAUAUAAAGGAUCUUAUGGAUACCCUCAAGAACUUCCAUGAUGAUCAACAAAGGUACAUCAACGACACUUCCAACUUUUCGGAGGAGCAGAUAGCCAAACUGGCAGCAGAUCUCAAUAGAACAGAGGCCACCAACAAGAUCUACCAUACCCAGAUGGAGGCACUGCGUCGUCAGCUAGCCAAUGUGACGCAGCGGGAGAAGCAGGCAAGAGAUCUCAGCCAAUCCCUUCGGCAGCAGCUGCUCAAACGACCAGUGGUGUCCAUCAAAACUGAGCUAAAUGCUAGGGUAAAGCAAGAGAACCUGCAGAAACGCAUUCAGCAGCUAGAAUCGGAUCUGGAAGAGGCUCGGGCCCAGCUGCAACGCCAACAGACUAUGCUGGAGGCCAAGCGCACCAAGAGCGCCAAUGAAGUGGGUCUCUGGGAGAAGCAAAAGCGCUGGCAGCAGCAGGCGGAGAAGUGUAAGGUGCGGCUGGAGGAGACGGAGGCAGCUCUGGAUAAGACGCGGUCACUGCUGCAGGCGGCACGCACUACGAUCGCCCGGCUAGAGAAGGACAAGCAAAUGCUCCAGUCCAAAGUGAACAGUCAUAGCGGUGCUGCUAGCAAUGGAUCCAGUAAUGCCCUCAAAUGUUGCCGCACCCCAUCCUGUCCGAAUCUUCAGCAUGUCGGCGUGAAUAAGUUCACGCCUUCGCCUUCGGAGAGUCCGGAAACAUACACUGGUCCCAGCAGCGAGUGCAGCUCCCCUGCCCAUCAUUCCCAGCCAAGGGAUGGUCACUUCUACGACCAAAGUCAAGUAGAUCUUGUGGAAGCGCUCAAGUCCCGCAUAGAGCUUCAGCAGCGCAAGAUCAUUGCCAUGGAAUUGGAGGGCAAAGGUACAAACGCACUUACCACAGAGCUGGAGAAGCUUCAAGAGCGAUAUCAGACCGUAGAGGCACAAAACAUACGUUUGGAGGCAAGGAAUCUCCAACUGCAACUGGACUCGGACUUACUUAGGCAAGGCGACAGCAGCGACAGAUUACAGAAACGCAUCAAACACUUGGAAGACUACAUCAUUGCUCUUAAGGAAGAGAUGGCUCGGAACGAGUCCCGUCGAGAGCUGUGCAAGUGCAGUGGUCUCAAAGUGAACACCAACCAGGGCCAAUCCGCGGAGCAGACGAUCCUCUCGCUACGUAAUCUUGUGGAGAAACUGCGCUCUGAGAACAAGUUCCUUAAGGAUGGCCGGCGGUCCACAGAAUCGCGCAGCUCCACAGAUUCCGCACCACCAGAAGCUGCGAGGUUACAUCAACAACAUGCAGAGGCGCUGGCGAAGAUUAACGCUCUGCAACAAGAGCUCCAAAAGCGAACCAAGUGCAGUCAAUGUAGUGGGCGCAGUAAGGACGCCGCCAACGAGGAACUCAAGUUUAUAAAAGAGCAGCUGCUGAAAAAGACGCAACUUCUGCAAAAAGCUAAAGUUUUGUUAACGCGAGCAGCCGCCAAAGAAAAGGUUCUAAGGGAACAGCUUGCAUUGUGGAAAAGGAAGUGUUCCGAGCUACAAAACGUGCCCGUGAUUGACGAGAUUAGUGAAUAAGAUACUUACUUUAAGAUAAAUGUUGUACAGAUGAAAAGGAAUUAAACUUAAACGUAUUUUUUUCUAA